AUGGCAGUCAACGCGGUGGUCCUCGAUGGCAAAGACGAUGACAUGUACGGAGAUACCUCCGUCGCUCCUGCCCAACUCACACUUGGGAGGACAAUGUGCGAUUUGGGUGGAAGCAUGGAUCUCCACUUCACCACCUCAAUUUGUACAAAGUAUUGUCCGUGCAAUGCCGGACAGCAUCACCCUGGUGGAACCACUCGCUUGGUACCUCGCCAGGACACGAAUGUGAUGUUCGGCACUCGACGGAGAGAGCUUCGCGAGUAUGGUGCAGAACCAACAUCGUCGAUCGAGCAGAAGUAUGUCGACAGCUGUGCUGGGCGUGGCACUCUCAAGAUUGACUGGCGGACUAGGGCACCACCAACAGACUCGUACCGUCCAGGAGAUUUUCAGCAGAGAAGCAGGUCACCGGCCAGGAUAACCGCUCUCGCCGGAGAGACGACGAUGUCAGCCGCUCUCACCGGAGAGACGAUCCUCGGACGGAGCCUCUACGGAGGACACAGCGACCUCGCAGCCGAUCGCCACGCCAUGACAACAGACCGUCUGCCUCUCGCCGAGACGAGAUGGGGUCAAGAUCUCCUCGUCGUCAAGACAGACCUCGCAGCCCGUACGACCACUACACCACUCGCCGCAGAGCGAGCCCGUCGUACAGCCGACCUCGCAGUCGGACGCCGACCCGCCCACGUGAGGACCGAUCCGAUCGAAGAGAUGGAGCUUCCGAACGACUUCCGGUACAACCACACCGACGUGAGCUUCCUCCAGUUGAGGUGGCAAAGCCUGCGAUCGGUCGUUGUCGUUGAGACUGCUGACAAGGAGCUACAGGCUACUGCGAGCAAGCCUCAAGAGCCACACAGCAAGGCUGGUGACAAUGCGGCAGUCGUCAAGGGAAAGUCCGCGGACGCUGCGAUUGUUCUUUCCGAUCUCAACUCGUCACCUGAGGAAGAGCGGGAAUCGGUCGUCGAUCCAGAGGAAGAGCGGGAACUGUCCGGGAACACACCAGCGGAAGAGAUCCAAACUUCUGAUCCCUCAAGGAAGCUUGCGGAUGUGACGAACCCCAGUGACAUGCAGCAGACUUCCCGGUCUGUCAAGUAUGUCACUGCGGAUGACGCGUACCACUAUUGCGUCGCAGCGCUGAUCCCUGACCAACCGACUGGGUACGACGAGGCGAAGAAGUUGGUGACUGGCAUCGCGGAACAGCCUGUCGGGGACGCUUGCUUCCAAGAAGCGGUCGACAGACAAGUCGCAGAAGGCAUCCUCGAGGUUUCCGGCUCUGGUUCCAAUCGUAUACUUACGCAGCGGAUGGAGAAUGACUGGUCCAGGGCGAGGGAUGCGAUGGAGGCUCUUAUCGACAGUGUGAUGGACUACAAUAGCCCGACGAAGGCUGAUGUUGUCAAGGGUCUUAUCUCGAAGAAUACGGCUCAGCCGGUCGACGAUGAGUGCUUCUUGGCAGCUGUGGACAAUCUCAUCGCCAAAGGCUUGAUUGCAUUAUCUGGCACAAAGUUUCGUCGCAUACUAACACUAUCUCAGGUGGAGCCGCAAGGCGAACCGAAAGACGACGAGGGUAACUCCGAGCAAGAGUCCGAAGCAGAAGUCUCCAGGGGUAAUAAAGGUCCUUCUGACGACGAAGAUGAUCCCUACAUCGCAGACGACGACGAUCAGCUACCCGCAGGGGGGGAUGAAGACGAAAAUGUCUACAACUUCGACUAUGAUGACAACGCCGCCGGUCCACCUCUAGCCGGAGCAGCGUUAGAACAGCAGCGCAAGAACAAAUCGAAUGCUUCGGCGGUCGAAGCCAAUGCGCGGUACUGGGACAGCCGCGAUACAAUCGAGCAAAUGGUGAAGGAUGAAGACCCUUUCGGUCCUAUUUUGCUCGAGAUCUCGAAAAUCGCGCUGACCAAGUCCGAGGGCACAUCUCUGAGCCCGAUGUCUGUCACCCUGUGCAGAGCACUCGAUGAAUAUGAUACGAUGGUGGACUUCUCGGACGUGCUGACCGUACCUCCAGAAGGAUCUGGGCUCGACCCGUGGGCGUCGGACAAUCUCGUGGCUUGGUUGACGACACAAUAUCGUUUGGAGGCCGCUAACAAUUUCUACAUAGCGUUCGGAAUGAACGUGCACCGCUUCAUCCCUCGCCAUGGCGCGGACCACACCCUCACGAGCGAGGAAGAAAAGCACGACAUUAUCGACCAGAACAUUGCAAAUGCACGAGCAUUCUCCGAAGACCCUGCUCAGUCAGGCGAUGAGACGAAAUACUGGAUGUACUUUGCUGUGCACGAUAUGCCGCCUACCACCGAGGUAGCCAUCCUCCCGUACAACACUAAGGGACAGCACUGGGUGGUGCUGGUCCUCGCGUUUGAUCACGACAGGAAGAUCUGCAGUCCAUAUCUCUUCGACUCAAUCGAUGGCCAGGGAGGCAGAGUGCACUCGUUCGAAGUUGUGAGUACAGAACUCCCGAAGCUGUUGGAACUGAUCAGUCUACGCCCAGGGAGUGGCCUAGACGGCUUUCAACUCGCAGAGUUGAUACAAGUAACUUGUGUGAAGCAGAGCAACGGGAGCGACUGCGGCUUCUUCGCUUCUAAUUGGAUUUCGCUCAUCUCUCAGAGCGGUAACAUUAGCACCGAGCCAACCAGCGAAGAAGUGUGGCCACGAACGGAUCGGGCUCGCAGAGAUUUUGGCGUGGAGCUUCGCUAUGACGUGUUGUUGAAAUUGUACAAGGCGAUCACCGGCAACACCUGGGACGAAGCCGCGACACAUACUGCGGGGAGUGCUGCCCGCGGAUUUGGCGCUCGGCAGUCUGACACGCGCAAGACGAGCAAGUCCACUCGAUCGAUCGAGGACAUUCGCAAGCGAAGCGACGCUCUCAACCAAACGACGGACGACCCUGCCAACAUCGAUGCCAGCAAGGAUUACACGAGCGAAUCAGAGGACGAACAAUCGGAUAGGUGUUUCAAGCUCGGCCCAUUGCACUACAUCUGCGAUUUCAUGAAGGAAGUCGGCCGACCAGUGACGGCCGAUGAGGUCUACGAGGGUGUUCAGGACAGAAUCGGGAGGAUACCGGUUGGAUGGGAACCUCGUGAACUGGUCCAGGAAUGGCUAGCUAACUUUGAGCAAGUCUUCUCUUCCGUUGUUGAUUACUCGGGUAGGAAUAAGCCCAUCUCUCGAUAUCUUCUACGAUCAGGUCCCGGAAGAUCGAUGGAAAGCGAGAUGACCAGAUUCUUGUUUCGGGGAAGUGCUCCUCUCAGCGGUGUUUCGGCAACGAAGGACGUUAACAUCAUCAUAGUUUCUUUACGAAUGAGCAGCGGUCCGUCAGAACGAGCAACGUGGGUCAAGCUGGACGAGCGCGCAGAGCAAAUGAUGCGGUCCUACUGGCGGUCGAUCGGUCAGAAAGGUGCUUACCCCGAGAUGAUAGAUAAUGUUAAUCAACUGCCGGCGAAGUUGGAACUGAAGCAGACGUGCUGGAUCAGGCACAAUGUGAAGUCGCGCUCUUCUACGAGAGUCCCAUUUGAGGACAGGACGGACACAGCCGUGGCUGCCAUGCUGGAUGCGGCCGAUCUUUUCAGUGCUGAUUUGCGUGCUCGCGGGGUUGGGCGUUUGCGACUUAUGAUUCUCUUGAACGGGUGGGAUGGCCUCACUACUGACAACACUUCAUGGCGUGUCAUCGACCAGCGCUGGCCCAACCUGAAGAUACAGAUUGGUGUGAUCGUGCCUGUGGACUACUGGUCGGUUCCACGUAGUAGGACUCGCAGUCCUACUACGACGAUUUUUCUUAGUGUGCGGGAGUUGGCUCGCGAUUUUGAGUGCGGCUUUCAGAUGUCCGCUUUGGAGAGAGAAGACGUCCCACCGAGUCGGAUCGCUAAUUGUCGUUUCUUAGCAGUUACUGGUGCCUGCAACAUCGUCAAGAUCGCAUUCUCGCUGUUUUGGCAGGAACAGACAUGGGGGUCCUACCUGGCAAGAACGCUCAACAUCUUUCGCCUGAGACGCAAUUCGACCGCUCUAACGAUGAUGGACGAUGAUGCAGCCGACGAUGUCAGGGUCAACGAUAGCCCCCGGAUCUUGAGGGGAAGAGAGCUUACCGAUGCUGCGAUACAGGAGAUUCUGGCGGCGCAGCCCAAGUACACAGCCCCGACCUUGGGCAGGAAUGCCCCGAGGGUGAAAUGGACCAAUGAAGAGCUGCAAGUCGUAGCUUCGGGAAAGCUGGACAAAUUGACCGGCAAGAACAAGGCAAUUAUAUUGUCUGCUGCUACCGGCUGCCCGAUGCGCUCGUUGCACAGCUUAAAUUGGAAGUGGAGUGAGCUGCAGCCACUCUCAAGAUUCGCUGCUCGCCUGCGUGGAAUCCGGUUCACAAACUCGACAAAGUAUGCUACUAUCAAGUGGCUACAAACCGUAGAUGCUCUCGAUGGACGCCUGGCACGCUCCCGCCGCGCCCCCCGCAGCGAUUUCCUCAACGACUUCUAUGACGACGCGGUAGGGACGAUCAGCACUCUAGACGAUCAGCACUCCACCCCAGACGGAAGCAUAUCUGGCACUGCCAACAAAUCCCCCGCCGCCUACCUCCGAUUGUUCUUCGAAUCUAGAGAGGACAAACUCUACCUCUGGGAGAAUCACUGUACCAUCCAACUGCAAAGCGCAGGCGGAGAUGGACUGUCCAAAUACGAGGCUUCGAACGAAGCGGCCACCAAGACCGCCGUGAGCAUUACCCGACACUUCCCCAAGAUGCAGGCUCGAGCUGCGGCGCACAAGCAUUGGGAAGAGACACGGCGCGAAUUGGGCUACAGCCGAUUUCUGAGAAGGAGGAAGAUAGGCGGCUGGGCGGCGCAGUCUGGACCACAGCCGAUUUCUGAGAAGAAUGAAGACGAGGGAGAUACGUAUUUUGGAAUCCGAAUAGGCUGCCCCCAGCGCCAAAUCCCUCGACUCGGGGACUAA
Zymoseptoria tritici IPO323 is the source of this 4914-nucleotide messenger RNA. RefSeq lists its product as uncharacterized. The record is from RefSeq and is a predicted model, not a curated record. Gene Ontology annotation, biological process: proteolysis. Bases 1 to 4914 code for a protein of 1637 amino acids. Lineage: Eukaryota; Fungi; Ascomycota; Dothideomycetes; Mycosphaerellales; Mycosphaerellaceae. The transcript is spliced from 9 exons. Gene Ontology annotation, molecular function: cysteine-type peptidase activity.